GUUUGGCUAACAGCCGACACGUCCACGAUGAAACGCGACGCCCCACUUCGCCCUGUUGCUGGAUCAAGGCCAGCUGUUCCCAAGCUCGUCGCUGCACUGUCUAUCCUGCGUGUUAAUGCCCCCUGAUGAAGAAUGUUUUCCUCCUGCUUGAUUUCUCACUCUUGUAUUGCCUUCUAGAAUACUACAGUCCAAGCGAAGCGGGUGGAUCUGCUGCUCUCGUGGCUGCAGCCCGCUCCGGCAUUGACUCCGGCUCUGGUUCUGCCCUCCCUCUCUUUCAAUUCAUCCGCUGAUCACGCUGUCCCGGCUAUUACACGCCUGCGAAUCCUAUCCCCAGUCAGUCCUUGGCGAUCACAGUCGCCCGCCAGGCCUGCCCUUGUUCUCCCUGCGCUCAGGGUCACGAUGAGAUCUCAGCGACAGAUUCUACCCGCAGGCUCGCCAGCAGCCAGCAGCGCCUCACCAGAACAGGGGUCGACCCCGCAAUCCGCUACCGGAAUCUCCUCAAGUGCUCCUAGACGCCGUCUCCAUACAAAGGUUGCUUGCACCUCAUGUCGUCGGAGGAAAUUAAAGUGCGAUGGCCAGCGUCCCAUGUGCUUACUGUGUGCCAGCACGGGCCGUACAAGGUGUGAGUACGAUGCCGGCCCAGACGUUACUCGCUUUGCCGCUCUCAAAACCAAGCAUGAGGAACUGCAGCGCCGUGUCACCUUCUUCGAAGACCUCUUCCGCCUGCUGUCGAUGCGCUCAGAGGCCGAGUCCGUCGAAAUCAUCGGCCGCAUGCGCAUCGCUAUCAUCGAAACGGAUCUCGAAGACCUCGUUAAGUCCAUCAAGAACGCCGACUUAUUGGUGCAACUGGCCCCCACCCAGUCGGACCAGACACCUCUGGCCUCAGGGGAGCCCAGUGUCGACACGCACCUACCAACCAUGCCCCUGGACGACAUAUUCUCUCUCCUCGAGCUUUUAAAAUCGGCUGUCUCUAAACUCGAUGCCUCGGCCCAGACUGCUUUACUUGAUACGAUUAGACAUGAUAUAGAUUUCUUUACCUCACGCAAAGACGGUCGAUCAGGCUCCGCUCUGCCGAAAUAGUGAAGCCGGAAAGAAUGCUGGACAGAGAGGUACACGCAGAGAUGGACCUAUCACUGGCUAACCAUAGCGAACUCCCCCUCUCUCAGACAGAUUGACGCGCUCUCCUGCAUCCUAUCGCGACCCGUCAACUUCAACACCAUCGCGCCACGGUACCAACGACAAGUUGUUGGAUUUGCCAGCACCAUCUCGGAGGUCUUCACAGUGGUGAAAAGAUCUAAGGGGAAGGCGGGGGUGUUGGGAGGUUUGGGCGCGGACCAAGAGGACCCGGGCGCGGUCGUGGU
Colletotrichum destructivum is the source of this 1361-nucleotide messenger RNA. Its product is annotated as Putative zn(2)Cys(6) fungal-type DNA-binding domain-containing protein. Gene Ontology annotation, biological process: regulation of DNA-templated transcription. The transcript is spliced from 2 exons. Lineage: Eukaryota; Fungi; Ascomycota; Sordariomycetes; Glomerellales; Glomerellaceae. Gene Ontology annotation, molecular function: DNA-binding transcription factor activity, RNA polymerase II-specific; zinc ion binding. The record is from RefSeq and is a predicted model, not a curated record. Bases 400 to 1080 code for a protein of 226 amino acids.